Molecule: messenger RNA, 636 nt
Organism: Cryptomeria japonica (Japanese cedar)
Lineage: Eukaryota; Viridiplantae; Streptophyta; Pinopsida; Cupressales; Cupressaceae
Exons: 1
Coding region: 219-560 (113 amino acids)
Biological process (GO): translation
Cellular component (GO): ribosome
Molecular function (GO): structural constituent of ribosome; 5S rRNA binding
Source: RefSeq, a predicted model, not a curated record
AUAAAUUUUUAAUAAUAAGUUAAUUUGCUACUUGGUAUGAAUAUCAACACAGUAGUCCCAUUUGUCCAUUUGCCCCUUUCUGCAUAAUAGUCUCAUUUCUAUGGUGCAGUCAUUUGUAAAUACCCAGCCCAUUAAAGAAAGCUUCACUAAUAACAAUUAAAACCAGAGGAGCAGAACAGACAUCAAAAUUAAAACCAGAGGAACAGAACAGACAUAAAAUGGUGCUGAGCAAGCCUUACGUGCUUCGGAUGUUUAUAUCGCAGAGGUACAUAACAGCAAACGUGGUGGACAGGAACAGAGGCCAUAUUGUGGUUACCGCCUCCUCUAUAGAGAAGGAGCUCAAGAAGCAUUUCGAGUGUGAAAGAACAAGCAAUGCCAAAGCCGCCGCCAUUGUGGGCGACGUAUUGGCCAUGCGCAUUAAAGUCGAGAGCAUCCCCGAAAUCUACUCCAACAUUCAGAAGGAGCUCGACAAGGGUUUUGGAAACCGAAAUAAAGUCUGGGCUUUGAUCAAUUCCUUGAGAGCCCGUGGUGUUAAAAUUAUCGACGAUGCCGGCCUCUAGUAUGAGAUUUUUGUAACUGUUUUUUUAUGAAUUCAGUUGGAUUCGGUAAAUAAAAUUAAAGUAUUUAAAUUUGCCA